AUGACGGCCACGUGUGGGCAGAAACGCACAGCGGGCGGCAGUAGGCGCGCCGACCGCCUCACUGUGGACGCUGCCCGCGAUGUCCAGCUCCUCGCGUGGAACGGGAGCCGCUCACGUGGUGUGCACAUGCUUCUGUUGCCACAACACGACGCCGGUUACCUCGCACCUUGCGGGCGGUGCGAUGCAGAAGCAUCGGACAGUGAGCCACUAGCCGUGGUCCAACACCGGCGGACCGCCCCACCGACAGAGCCUUCCAGCAGCGAUUCCCCACGACACCGGCACCGCCAGGCGCAGCCCGCUCCAAGCACCGAUCACGCUGGAGAAGCUCGUGCACCACCUCGGCCAACCGCCCUCACACGGCGGCCGGCUUUCGAGACACCUCACACCAGCCGCUUGGUAGCGGCUCUCGAGCCACCCUGUGGCGAGACGCAGACGGCGACCUACGACCUCGGCGACGCCUCCCGCGCGACUCCAGCCGGAGCACCGCCACGCCCCCACCCACUCAGUGCGCCUCUGAGUGAGACUCGUGUGUGGCCAACCUCCAGCGACGGCCUCGGACUUCACUCUCGCCGACCGUCGCCAGCGGAACCAAGUGCGUCCUCUGUUUGGGCUUCCGAAUGCAGUCUUCCAGGGAAUCCUCUAAGUGAACCAGAAGCGGAGCCGUCGGAACGUAUUCGCUGUGCCUGCUCAGAUUCGGACAGCCCGUGCGAUUACUCGUCGCCGACUCCUGAAGGGAGGGAAGUCGCUUCCGAGGCAUCUCCCACUAAAGACGCUUCUUCGUCGCCGCGCUGUACCACCGCAGCGCCGGACAGCGAACCUGCCGGUCGCGACCGCGACGAGUCGGGGGCUACACAGCAGAGUCAGCCAGCAGAGGCAGUCGGCACUCAGACGGCAGAUGGUGGAGACGUUGGACUUGAGCCCCUCCUACUGGCCACAGCCGCCGACUCUGCCGCCAUCAGAGGCGACGUCUACAUCCUCGUGAGUCCUGCCCGACACCUGCUCCGACAGGAGCCAGGCAAAGGACACCACCACCACUGCUGUUGCUACGCUUUUGGUGGGCCACUAGAGGCCUCCUGGGUAGUCCCGGAGACUCGGCCCGUCGGCGAGUGGGGGCGGGAGCCGUACCCGGACGGCAGCGACGGGGGGCCCGUCGACGCCCUCGUCACCAGGACCAUCUCCGACUUGGACGUCACCGCCGUCGUCACCCGGCUCUGGUCCAAGCAGGCGGCGCGACUCACCAGCGCGCUCUGCCGGGUCGCCGACUCCGGCCGUGUCUUCGGAGCCUCCGACGAUGGUGGGGGCGGAGGUCCGCAGGUGAAGUGGGGCAGUGGGGGCGGCGGCGGCGACGGCCUCCGAACCGAUUCGGCCCAACUCCAGCGCCCAGCUGGGCACGGUAGCCCCGGACCGCGGGAAUCGCCCACGGCGAGAGGGCGCCAGUUGACAACAAAAUCGACGAAAAGUCUUCCGAACGAAUCCGACGGGGCAGCUGUUCUUCCUCGCUACCAGUGCGGGCAAGUGGGGGAGCCCCCGACACCGGCCAGUCCCGACACUAAAACUCCGACAGUAGACCCGCGACCGUAUCCAGUAAACACACCGUACAGUUUAGAACAUUCCUCAGUGGGUGGAGAAAACCCGACACCUGAGAUCAGCCCCAGUAACAGUGCUGGAAAACUUUCCUCAGAUACCGAGGACAUUCAGAUCUCUCCACAUUGCCCUCCCAGUGACUACCUAAGUGAAAAUCCCCAAGAGUGUGUUGAUGAGCUUAAGGACGCUCAGUACUUCACAUCCAGUGAGGAAGCUGCAGGAUCUGUAAAAUCUGUUCGGGGACAAUGUGGAACUGAUGAUGAUAGUGAACACUGUGUUCCAGUCAGUCCCAAAUAUUGUGGUGGGGGAGAUCCAGUAGCUCCUCCAGUUGUCCCUCGAGAGUUCCAGGUACCUCACGCAGGACAGUACCGUGACGAGCAGCCCGAGGAAAGUAGAGGUGCACGAGUAGCAUCCAGUGGUGUACAAAGCUGCGCUGCGUCAGUGCCCCAUGAGACUCCGGCGAGGUCACUGUACCGUAGUGAGAGUGCAGCUGGAGGAUCCGCUUUCAGUGACACUAGCGACGAUGACAGAGUUUCUCCCCCUCUGACGUACUCGGAGAGGCGAGAGAGGCUCCAGGUGAAACUCGCGCGUCGCGUCGCCGUCACCUCUGCGUCGACCCGGACCACCCCCGCAAGUUCUCCGAGUCGAGGGACAGUCAGCACGCGGGACAGAACUGGACGAUGCGAGGCUGACCCGUGCCGUGACGGCCUCGCAGCCAGCUCUGCCCGUGGCUCGAAUCCCAGCCAUCCUUCAAGCAUAGGGAACACCGCGGACGGCAAGCUCUCGCCGCCGCCGGCGUCGGCGUCGGCGUCGGACGACAGCUCGACGGCGGGCGUGGCCGUGGGGGCGGGCGAUGCCGCCCCCCUAGUCCGCCGCCGGCGACAGCGCACGCCCGCCGCCUCCGACAGCGACGACACCGACGACGACGGCGUGCGCCUCUCGCCGGCCGACAUCGAGCGCUACCGCAAGCUGGUGCUGCUCCACGGAGGCUGCGGCGGCGACCACGAUGAGUGCACGUGCGACCGCUACUGCCAGCACUUCUCGCCGCUGGAGGACAUUCCGUUCGAGUCGGACGCGCAGAUCAGUGCCUACAUGAAAGUCGUCUUCGAGAGGAACAAGAUGAGGGUCAAGAAGCAGCAGCAGCAGCAACAGCAACAGCAGCAACAACCACAACAACAACAACAACAGAGCAUCAUCAACAACAACAACAAGGAGCUGUCGGUGGUGGGCGGGGGCGGAGAGGCGGACGACGGGUCCCCAGGGGCGGCGCUGGACGCCGUCGCCAAGGACGUGCGCAAGCGGCACCGCGUCCAGUUCGACGAGUCGCUCAACAGGUUCUUCGACGCGGACUACGUGAUCCUCAUCAGGGAGGCCGAGGAGGGCGACGAGGAGUACGAGGAGGACGACGAGGACGACGAGGGGUGA
Molecule: messenger RNA, 3009 nt
Organism: Schistocerca gregaria
Lineage: Eukaryota; Metazoa; Arthropoda; Insecta; Orthoptera; Acrididae
Exons: 8
Coding region: 1-3009 (1002 amino acids)
Source: RefSeq, a predicted model, not a curated record